This is a messenger RNA of Entrophospora candida, 1161 nucleotides long. The record is from the annotation of a GenBank genome assembly. Lineage: Eukaryota; Fungi; Glomeromycota; Glomeromycetes; Entrophosporales; Entrophosporaceae.
ACUCAGACGACCUAGAAUCUUUAGACCAAUAUCAAGGAUCUAUAUAUCCAGAAUCUGAAUAUUCAGAAUACCAAGAAUCAGUCCAAACUGUAGGAGACUAUAGCACACUAUUUGAAAGUUCGGGAGAAAACACAGACACAACAGAAAAAUUUAGUGAUACAGAAACAGAAAAAUCAGACAUGACACCACCCAUAAGCGUUAAACCAAAAAUAAACGUAGAUUUAAUAGAUGAUGAAGCUUAUUUUGUUGUCAGUGACCUGCAAGAAGCCACUGAAUUCACCUUAGAAAAGAAGCACUUUAAGAAGGUCAUGGAGGACUGGUACUGUGCAGCAUUAAAUUAUUAUGCUGAAAAGAAAAGUGACCAUGAAAAUUGUGCGUUUAUACCAGUAAAAGAGUUAUAUAAAAAGGGAAAAGAAAAGGAGGACCUUGGUGAUGGCAAAGAUGAAUUUGAUGAAGAAGAAAUGAAGGUGCUCCUAGCCAAGAAAACAAGUGAAUUGGAAGAGGCUGAACAAAGGAAAGUAGCAGACUAUCAGAAACACCAAAUGUUGGAAACUCAGAAGAAACUAGUAGAACUAACCCAAGCCCAUGAUAAAAGAGAAAGAGAGUUAGCUAAACAGAAAAACAAAACGGUUUUUGAUGUGGUGGCAGAAUAUCUAGAGAAAAACCAAAAAGAUGUACCGGACGAGUACACCCUGGAAAUCAACCUGGAUGAUAGUGACGAAGAAGAAGAGCCACAACCUGAUGAAGAAGACGAAGUUAAUCCAAAUGAUGAAGAAGAAAAAGACCUGCAAAAGCUGGUGAAAGCAUUCAAGGCAGCUGGACUAGGUGGAAAAGAAACUAAGUGGUCAGAAUUUCCAAAGUUUGGAGGAGGGGAAGAUGAUCCAUAUGAAUGGCUUGACCAAUAUGAAGCUGCUUGUGAAGUAAAUAGUGUAAAGGGAAACAGAGUCUUAGAUUUACUUUCAGCAAGUUUGGAAGGACCAGCUCUAACUUGGUGGAGAGCAGCUAGAAGAAACAUAAUAACUUGGGAAGCAUGGAAGUCAGAAUAUCACCGUAAAAGAUCAUUCAAAUAUCAGUUCUUGACGAAAUUUUGUGGACCUGAAAGGCAACAGAGGUGGAUGGAAGAACUUCGGAAUUGUAAACAAAGACCAGGAGAAACAGUCA